AUGGCGGGCGAAUUCACUCCCCUCGACGUUGAGGCAUUGAUCAAGGAACUUACCUGGGACGAGAAGAUCAACUUGCUUGCUGGUCAGGGAUCGUUCCGAACGACCGGUCUUCCUCACCGUCAAAUCCCGGAUCUUGUUACUUCGGACGGUCCUCACGGCAUCCGAGGGCGUCGUUCAUUCGCUCGCAACCCGAGUCCCAUGCUACCUUCGGCCACUGGUAUGGGCGCAACCUUCAACGCCGAGUUAUUGCACAAGGUUGGCAAUCUCCUUGGAGAGGAAGCAAGAGCCAGAGGAGUGCAUGUCUUGCUGGCGCCUACCAUCUGCCUUCAGCGCUCGCCAUUAUUUGGGCGAGGAUUCGAGGCUUUUGCCGAAGACCCCUUUCUGAGCGGCAUCCUCGGCGCGGCGUACAUCAAUGGCGUACAAGAGCGGGGCGUAGCAACCAGCGUCAAACAUUAUGCCGCUCACGACCAGUCGGACAACUCCAUUGAAGACAAUGUCUGCAUGACGCAGCGGACCUUGAGGGAGAUCCAUCUGAUGCCAUUUCAACUCGUCAUGCGCGACUCGGACCCAUGGACCUUUAUGACAUCGUACAACAAGAUCAACGGGAUCCACGUGAGUGAGGACCCGUGGCUUCUGAAACAAGUCCUGCGAGACGAAUGGGGCUUCAAGGGGCUCGUCAUGAGCGACUGGUUCGGCACCUACAGCACCUCUGAAGCCAUCAAUGCCGGGCUGGACCUGGAGAUGCCUGGGCCGACGCAGUGGAGAGGCAAGUGCCUGAGUCUAGCUGUCAACAGUCGCAAGGUUCCGCGCACGACGAUUGACGAAGCCGUGAGGAAUGUUCUCAAUCUGGUGAAUAAGGUCAAGGAUACGAAACCAGCUGGCUAUUUUGCGGCGUCAAACACCCCUGAGCAGCGCGCCCUGAUUCGCCAGCUGGUGGGUGAAAGCAUCGUCUUGCUCAAGAAUGAUGGCAAGGUGCUUCCUAUUCAACAAUCAAAAGGGAAGAAAAUUGGAUUGAUCGGCGACCACGUCAAGAACCCUGCCUUGAGCGGUGGCGGCAGUGCAGAAGUUGAGCCAUACUACUCCGUGACACCGUAUGAUGCCAUAAUCGAGGCAGUCGGAAAGGAAAACGUGUCAUAUGCACUUGGUUGCCAUUCUUUCAGAUUUAGCCCACUGUUGAAGAAUCUGGCGCCCCGGCAAUCACAGCACCAAGGCUUCGGGUGGUCGGUUGAGAUCUUUGAAGAGAACCCGGACGAUAACCCCCAUGUGCAAGUUCUUGUAACGGCCCACGCCCAGAAAGAGCUCAUCGAUGUGCCAGAGAGUUUCCACGCGUCGCUUCCGGAGAAAUUCUACGUCAGAGCCCGAGCGACUUACACUCCUUCCACCACAGGACCCUUUAGAUUCGGCUUCAGCACAUCAGGUAAGGGCAAGCUAAGGGUUGAUGGCCAGGAAGUCAUUGACCUAUGGAACGACCAGCCUCCAAAGACGGGGCCUACGCCAUGCUUCAACAGGCUUUCCAUGGAGAAGUUCUGCGAUACGAAUGUGGUUGAAGGCCAGACCCUCAACCUCGAAGUUGUUCAAGUAAACGAAGAUCUUUCUGGGGGCGUCGGUACCGCCUUGACGCUCGCAGGGCGCGUUGGUGGAUUCGAAAUCAUUGACGAGGAUGUUGCCAUCGAAGAAGCCGCGGAUUUAGCCAAGAGCGUGGACAUUCCCAUUGUGGUGACUGGAUUAUCAUCGGAUUUCGAGUACGAAGGGGCCGACCGCAAGCACCUCAGACUUCCAGGCCGUGUCGAUGAUUUGAUUGAAGCUGUGCUUCAAGCCAAUCCAAACGCUGUCAUCAUCACGCAGUCCGGCUGCCCUAUCGAAAUGCCAUGGGAGUCGAAAACAGCUACCUUGGUCCACGCUUGGUUCGGCGGCCAGGAGACAGGCCACGGCCUCGCAGACGUUCUCUUUGGCAAAGCCAAUCCCUCUGGCCGUCUUUCGCAGACGUUCCCGGUGUCCAUUAAGCACACCCCGGCAUAUCUCUCAUUUUCAAAGUCCGAUUACGAUAUUGUGUACGGCGAGGGUGUCUUCAUCGGCCACCGCUACUACGAAUCAGUUGACAGAUCUCCGCUCUUUUACUUUGGCCAAGGUCUCUCCUACUCGACGUUCAAGUACGCAAACCUCCAGGUGCCGAAGACGUUCGAGCCGACGGCAGACUACAAGAUGAAGGUCUUUGUUGAUGUGACGAACACUGGGCCCUAUGACGGAGCAGAGGUUGUCCAAGUCUAUGUCCACGACCCGGAGAGUACUCUGUUAAGACCAGUCCGAGAGCUGAAGGCGUUUACCAAACCUUUCCUGGCUGUGAAUGAGACAAGGACUGUGGAAGUAGUCCUCGACAAGUACUCGCUUUCGUACUGGUCGCAGGAAAGAUCCAAGUGGAUUGCAGAAGCUGGUGAGUAUGUUCUCAUCGUUGCAGCGAGCUCCAAGCCACAGGACGAAAUUCUACGGGCCUCUUUCAACCUGCCCAAGACAUUCUUCUGGGAGGGUGUCUGA
This is a messenger RNA of Colletotrichum orchidophilum, 2532 nucleotides long. RefSeq names its product glycosyl hydrolase family 3. The coding region runs from base 1 to 2532 and encodes 843 amino acids. Gene Ontology annotation, biological process: glucan catabolic process. The record is from RefSeq and is a predicted model, not a curated record. Lineage: Eukaryota; Fungi; Ascomycota; Sordariomycetes; Glomerellales; Glomerellaceae. Gene Ontology annotation, molecular function: beta-glucosidase activity. The transcript has 5 exons.